Dufourea novaeangliae is the source of this 747-nucleotide messenger RNA. RefSeq lists its product as uncharacterized. The record is from RefSeq and is a predicted model, not a curated record. NCBI's taxonomy places the organism in Eukaryota, Metazoa, Arthropoda, Insecta, Hymenoptera, Halictidae. The transcript is spliced from 6 exons. Bases 191 to 697 code for a protein of 168 amino acids.
GUGUUUCUCGAAGUAACAAUCUAUUUGCUUUGUGUUAGUGAACGAAAAGUUCAUCGAGCGUCAAACGGAUUUUCUACCUUGAAUUGUUUGUGCACGAAAAAUCAAAGUAAUGCAUCGAAUCGAAGUGGAAUUCGCUUAAGAGGACCGCGUUACGCAUUGCCGUCGAAGAUGUCGAGGAAGAGGCUUUAGCAUGAACCACCACGCGACUGGAUUCAGAAUUCUGAUAGCGAUACUGACCCUCGGUAGUCUUCGUUCGGUCACAGUGGUGAACCAUCAUCCGGACGAGGAAUAUUUUCUACAACAUGAGGUACUUUACGAAGACGCGAUCGCCGAAGCGAAGAAGCUGGAAAUUUAUCCCGCCGGUAUGGACGAAAAAGGUCCCAUUCCAGGAUGCAAGCCUUGUACAAAUGCAGAGAUGACUUACUGUGAAAAUGAAAGUGUUAUAAACGAUCAUUGCUGUUGCGAUGGCAGUUUCAAUGAGGUGUUCCCCUUCAUCAAGCACACUUGUCGCGAGGGACCAGAAGAAUGUAAAGUGCAGGCAGGGGAUUGUGCUGAAUACGCGAGGUUACGGGAAUGUUGUUGUCAUUCCUAUUUAGCUUCUGUGUGGAAAUAUCGGGCGAAUGGAGCACAGUCGAAUGUCGACACAUGUCUUGCAAAGUUCAUGACGAUACUAGUGGUGCUCAGGUUCCUUGUAUAAUCAACGUAAUGCCAAAUAUUUUGUAUAAUACGAAUUAUUAUAAUAAAUUA